Molecule: messenger RNA, 10301 nt
Organism: Coregonus sp. 'balchen'
Lineage: Eukaryota; Metazoa; Chordata; Actinopteri; Salmoniformes; Salmonidae
Source: the annotation of a GenBank genome assembly
AUGUGGAGGGGCUUUGUGUGCAUGCUAGGUUUACUCUGUAAGUCCUCUCUGAAUGGAGCGCUCCCUGUGCUCGCCCACGGCACUAUAUGGGCACUGUUCCAUUGUUUUGCAUCAGGAGCCAUGUCGUGUCGGGUCGAGGCCAAGGUGGAAUUUAUAACUGAUGGAAUUUCACACCCAAGUGAGCGCCGGGCCUGGUGAAACGCAAGCACUCACAUUUACAAGAAACGCCCUGGCUGUUCCGCUGAGACUCCUGAAUGGCAAAGCCAUUUGUCUCUGUGAAGGGCAAAGAGAGAAAAACAGAAUAAUGCUGUAUGUUUACACACACCCCCUCAAACCAUAAAUCCAUGUUUUCCAAGGCCCUCAGAAACGUAAUUGGAAUUAAAGAGGGGAAAGGGUGUGCAGCCAAUUGCCAAUUAGCAUUUUCUCUGCUCAGCAGAAGCUCAGGGGGGAUCAAUAGGAUAUUAAGUUUGUGUACAUAGCAAUAAGGCACACAAUCACUUCCAAACGUGUGGAGAAAUGUCGACAUCCGAUAGCUGCGUUCUGUGAAAAUCAUUUGGCAGUUUUCAAGCUUGGCUGAAGUGCAUUGGUACAGUUUGCUUCCAGUGGGCACAACAGUAUUUGGCCCUGACAAAUAGUAGUCUAUAGAAACUCUGAGAUGGUGAGAUGGAAUCUUACACUUGUGUAUCUUUAGUAUCACUGAGGACCAACUGUAGCAAACAACACAGUUAUAGGCUUAUGUCGGGUUCUCUAAACACCCACAUGAAAAAAUAGUGUAGUAUUUACAGUUUACUAUAGUAUAAAUACUAUAGUAAGAAAAAACAGUAUUAUAUACUAUAGGAAUUACUGUAGUGUUUUUGCAGACUGUAGUAUACUGUUGUAUUUACUGUAGUGUUUUUGUUUUAUUAUCUUUGACAUACUAUAGCAGUGGGGGCUUUGUCCUUGAGGAAGCCUACUGGACAAAAUACUCAGAGCAAAUUUUUCAUAACCUGUAGGUAGGUAGCUAGGAUUUAGGUCUAAAUGGACAGUUAAGCGCUUCUGCUAUUUUCUAUAACCUGUAGGGAACACUAUAUGGUCUAUACUUGGCAUGUAGGUUUCUUACUUAUGGGUGGCACAAAUUGGGAUACGGGGGAGGGGAAUGGGCAGGGUAUAUGCAAAUUAAAUACUGUAUUAUAUACUAUAGUCAUUACUGUAGAGUUUUUAAAGUGUUUUUUACGAACAUUACUGUAGUAUUUACAGUAGUGUUUUUGCGGACUGUAGUGUUUUUGCGAACAUUACUGUAGUAUUUAAUGUUGUGUUUUUGUGGUUUGUAGUAUACUGUAGUAUUUACUAUAGUGUUCUACAGUAUACUACAACAUGUUAUAGUAAGUACUACACAUUAUCAAAGUAUUCAACAGUGUGUAGUAUAGUAUUCUACAAUAUACUACAGUUUAAUACAUCAUUCUAUAUUAAGGACUGUAGUAUUCUAUAGUAAACUGUAGUCUUUUUUCAUGUGGGCAGGCCUGGUUUUCUCUUAGCAGUGGCUAGAAACAUCUCAAGAGAACCAUCUUUCCAAACCACAGUGAUUGGUUGUGGUCUCAACUGCAGAGUAACUGUCUGUUAUCACAGACAGUGAUACCUGCUCUCAAGCUGAAGUUGCUGCCUAUCUCACAACCCUCCAGCGUUGGGCCAGCCCACAUAAAAAAUACUAUACUAUACUAUGGUUUAAAUACUAUAGUAUUCACUGUAGUGUUUUUGCAGACUAAAGUCAGACAAAGUGGUAUACUGUAUUAUACUGUAGUAUUUACAGUUAACUAUAGAAUGGUUACUACAGUAUUUAUAUUAUAGUUAAGUACUACACAUUAUCAAGCUUUACUACAGUGUGAAGUAUAGUAUUCUACUGUAUACUACAGUUUACUAUAGAAUUCUAUAGUAAGUACUGUAGUAUUCUAUAGUAAACUGUAGUAUUAUUUCAUGUGGGAGUGACACAAAGAUCGAGCUGACAAGGUGAAAAAUCAGUUGAUGUGCCCUUGAGCAAGGCACUUAACCCUAAUUGCUCCAGGGUCGCUAUUGAUAAUAGCAGACCCUGGCUAUGACCCCAAUCUCCGAGGGUGUCUCAGGGGGAGUUGGGACAUGCAAAAAACACAUUUCCAAUUCGCACCCACCAACCCACAACCCUAACAACAUUAGCCACAGUCCCCUUUUAUCCUCCCCGGCAGCAUCCUCAAAUCUCCCCAGGUCUGGGACUCUCCUCUGGAGACCAAAUUAAGAGCCAUAAUGUAUUAGGUCUAUUCAUGCUUGUUUUUACAGACCAUGAUAUAUGUAUAUAUUAUUCAAAGAGCGUGCUGAAUAAUCCAUGCGCUUAUUUAAUGAUUCAUUCAUGCGCGGGCUGAGAGUGAGGGGAAGUAUUUGUGGGUUGACCUGGGCACCAGUGAUACCCCCUCCUCCAUACCAGCCAAGGUGUCAAUCCAUCCUCUCCUCCAUUGUGCUUGGCAUCUCUCUAUCACUUAUUCAUCCACUGGACUCUCUGAAGAUGCAAACGCACGCCUUCCUCUUUGUGACCACUGGGCCGCAUGCCCAGAGAUAUAUCAAUUUUUCAUAUAGUUGAAUAUGAUCCCUGCUAUAUGGAAUAUAGUCAUCCAUAUUGAAUAAGAGACAAAGCGAAGGAAGGUUUGACAUGCAUGUGGUAAUGUAUGGUGUGUAACUAUAUGUAGUGAGGUAGAGGGGGCCAUUGUGGAUGCAGGGUGUGGUGAAUACCAGCGCUCCAAUCAGCAGGUAACCAUGUUGAUGGUAAUGAAACCUGCCUGAUCUCUUUGGAAAUGAGAGGCAGAGCCUGGUGUUUGGAAAGCCCAUCAUGUAGUUGAUAACGAGGGGAACAUUGUGCUACAUGAACAAAGGCUGCUGCCGCGCCAGAGCCCUGUACCGCCGUCCGCCACCCAGAACAGAGGAGGCAGGAAUAGGUAUGAGCGUGACUCGCAGCAGGUGGAGGCAGAUCAGCAUGUUAACAGCUUUUUGUCCAGCAGCACCGGUAUUCAUCCAGCCGAUUUUAUUAGCCUGAAUGCAAUUCUUCCUCAUUUCCCCUACAGCCUGGCACUUUCACAGAGAGAAAAUAGCAGGCAGAUUUGAUUUAUGGUGCAUUAAACUGGGCAGUCUAUCAUGGACAUCAUAUAGAUUGUCAAAACAUACCUCCAGCAGAAUAUCUCCAAAUAGAUCUGGAGGUCAUUAUAGCAUCUUUAGUGGGGAAAACUGUACAUGGAAUUUAAUUUGCAGCAUUACAAAGAGCCUGUCCUUGGACAAAUGAGUUAGAGGAGCCUCACUAGCACACGUCACAUCAUUUCCAUUGGGUCACAAUGUCCCUUUUUAACAAUGUUAAAUAAAAUUGAUUUCCAUCCCAGUCUGCAGAUACUGUAUGUUCCUUAUUACACCAGCAUGCAGUAGUCACUGAAUUGACCUGAAUGCUAAUUUACACCACAUACCUGUGAAGUGUGUGUGUUUAGUGACCAAUUAAUUCUGACAGCAGGGCCCCAGUGUCCCUGACCAUAUUCUCAUCUAACGUGUGUGGUGUGUUUCAUCUCCAGCUCAACAGAAUCCAGAGAAGCAGAAGAAGCUUGUUGUCCUCACAGCCCGUGUACACCCUGGGGAGUCGCCUGCAUCCUUCAUCUGUCAAGGUAGGUCUCUGUCUCCACUCAUCUGUCCAGGUAGGUCUCUGUCUCCACCCAUCUGUCAAGGUAGGUCUCUGUCUCCACUCAUCUGUCAAGGUAGGUCUCUGUCUCCACCCAUCUGUCCAGGUAGGUCUCUGUCUCCACCCAUCUGUCCAGGUAGGUCUCUGUCUCCACCCAUCUGUCAAGGUAGGUCUCUGUCUCCACCCAUCUGUCCAGGUAGGUCUCUGUCUCCACCCAUCUGUCAAGGUAGGUCUCUACUCUCCACCCAUCUGUCAAGGUAGGUCUGUGCUCUUCACCCAUCUGCCAAUAUAGGUCUCUGUCUCCACCAGUCUGGCAAGGUAGGUCUCUGUCUCCACCCAUCUGUCCAGGUAGGUCUCUGUCUCCACCCAUCUGUCAAGGUAGGUCUCUGUCUCCACCCAUCUGUCAAGGUAGGUCUCUGUCUCCACCCAUCUGUCAAGGUAGGUCUCUGUCUCCACCCAUCUGCCAAGGUAGGUCUCUGUCUCCACCAGUCUGGCAAGGUAGAUCUCUGCUUUCCACCCACCUGCCAACGUAGGUCUCUCUCUGCUCUACACACCUCCCUAAUACGCAUACGCAUGCGCAUGCGCGCACACACACACACACAAACACAAACACAAACACACACACACACACACACACACACAGACACACAGCCCAGGUGGAGCAUCUCACAAUCAGUUUAUCAAGUUCUCAUAGAAUUACAGAGAAAUAAGUAGAAAAAGGAGCAGAUUAUUAAAAAACAGUCUUGGCUUCCACUCAUACCUCCCUUAACAUGUCUGGCAUUUUUCAUGCUUUUAUUAAGAUAGGCUCUUCAGGUGAGAGCUACUUGUUUCAUUGACAAGUAACUGAACUCCUGGAGGGUUUCUCUCCUCAACAUAAAGGACAUCAGAAGUGCAGAAAGAGUGAGUUACAGUUAAUAAGAUGUCUUGUCUUGGGUCUUCUUUACUUUCCCAUUGUUGAAAAUAGAGUGUAAGAAACAGUGAAAAGCUCCCAGUCUGUGUUGUAGUGUUUGGUCACCCCAUAGUCCUGAGAGCAGACAGUGCACGUAGCUCAAUGUGACUUUGAGCUCCACUUAGGAACAGCCCCUACUCCGACACGCAGAUGUGCAUGAAAUCCUUUCAGGAAGUCCGAGCAAUUAGACGGCACACUCUGUGGCCUGUACCUGUAUCCCACGCUCUCUCUCUCCUCCUGCCUGCCACAUUGACUCAAUUAGAGAGCUUGUUAUGCCUCCAUUAGUGGUAACGAGCAGGACAGAGUGGGGCUGGCGGCUGGAGUAGGAGGGAUGGGGUGAGGGAGGGAGGGAGGCAGGGAGGGGUACACAGUGUUGGCUGUCGGCCCUCUCUGCUUCUUAUUUACUUGUCAAUUAUCCUGCUUCAGUCCAGGGCUGUGGAGGGCUUUUCAGUGGCCGGCACUGUUGACAUCUCUCAAUGCUAUCUCUCUCUCUAUCUCUCUCUCUAUUUCCAUCUCCCUCUCUCUCUUGUUGGCUGUCUCUGUGUCUCAUCUGUAGCAGAUAGCAUUAUCUCCUUCACUCAGUGUUUGAGGCCCUUCGGGCUAAUCAGGUCCUCUAUGCUGUCUGUUUUUAUCCCACUGUCAGCUCUAUUCAAUUUGUAUCGAUUUUGGAAGGAUGUCUCAGAUUUCCCCUCUGAUUUUUAUAAUGCUUUUGUCCUCUUUUUGUUCCUCAAAACUCAAUUAACUGUGGCCUUGGGUUUUCAUUUAAAGUCAAUUUUACUGGGAGUGUGUGUGAGGAUGUGUGUGUGUGUGCAUAUUUGUGUGAAUGAAAAAGAAUAGCUUUGAGCAUGAUUAUCUCCAGCCGUACAGUAGAGUGAAUCAGGAGGGUUUAAUAACCCUGACAGUCUCCUUUGUGUUGCUUUAGGAGUGAUUGACUUCCUGGUCAGCCAGCACCCUGUAGCCCUAAUCCUGCGUGACCAUGUGAUCUUUAAGAUUGUACCCAUGCUCAACCCUGAUGGGGUCUACUUAGGCAACUACAGGUAAGCUCAACCUUCAAUAUAUAAAAUCCCCUUUUCUUCAUGGACAAAAUUAGCUGUUCAGUUGUUUUAUGACAUUUACUGCUGUAAUAAUUUCCAUCCUGUUGCUUGAGGUCUACCUCUGAAAAGUUGUAAGUUUGAUCGAUUCCGAUAGAAAUUUCUGACUAGACUGCAGCACGUUGCUAGUGCUAAAGAGAGAUGCUGUGAUGAUGUGAUUGGUAACGCCCACUGUGUAGGUCCCCUACCAGAUGAUUUAUGGGCCGCUAGAUGCAUGUGUGGGAAUAGCUCGCUGGGCUGCCAGCCCUCUCAUCUUCUAUUUCUCCCACUGCCUCCAAAGCGCCAUACCUGGAAUAUGAAUGGCUGGUUUUCCUAUUCAGCUGUCUCUUUUCUCCUCUGUUGACAGUUCAACUCAAUUUAAUUGCUGCAAUAGUCCAGGCUGUUGCAGGUACUCUAAAUCAAAUCACCUCUUAUUCCCCACUGCUUGUUGUCAAUCCAAUCGUGCGCGCAAAGACACACACACACACACACACACACAUACACACACACCUUUCUAUCUCUGUUCUUGUGUAAGAUAUAUAUUGCCUAUGCCAUAUGUAUGCCCCUGCAGUACUGUGUCUCCUACACUGGGCUGUGUGUGUUUUCUGAGGCCAUACGCUCCAGCCUUUGUUUAGCGUUGAGACACAGGCUCCAUGGGCAUCGUUUCCACUUCCCUCUCCAUAAUUGCCUUUUACUUAAUGGGGUGGACAUGAGGAAUACAAAUGUGCUGAGAUGAUAGUGCUGCCAUUGAACGUGUGUUUGUGGCUGCCAUCUAGUGGCCACUCUUCCGCACUGCACUGAGUCUGUCUAUUGCAGAUCAAGUGUGCUCUCUGACAAUGACUGGGUUAGACACAUUUUGUUGCUAAUCCUUCAGUUUUAAAGGUUGUUUUCAUCAACUCUGAAAAAUUAUGCGGUCGGCCUGGCUGAAUGGUGUGUGUGUGUGUGAGUGUCUUUGAGCACACGAUUGGAUUGACAACAAGCAGUGGGGAAUAAGAGGUGAUUUGAUUUAGAGUACCUGCAACAGCCUGGACUAUUGCAGCAAUUACAUUGAGUUGAACUGUCAACAGAGGAGAAAAGAGACAGCUGAAUAGGAAAACCAGCCGUUCAUAUUCCAGGGAUGGCGCUUUGGAGGCAGAGGGAGAAAUAGAGAAUGACUCCUUACCCACACUAAGUCCUGGCACCACAUCGCCCCUGUCCUCCGUGAACUCCACCGGCUUCCUGUCUCCCAAUGCAUUGAUUACAAGAUCCUCCUUCUGACCGAAAAAGCCCCCCCCCCCCCACACACACACACAUACAAGCAAAUACAUACACUACUAAGAAAAUCCUCUCUUCACCAUAAUGAGCAGCACUUAACCCUUACCCUACCCCUUACCCUAAACUGGGUUCACAUCCAAAUCCCAACCCUCCCCAUAAAUUGAUACAUCACACUCUUUCCCUUCUUUGAGCCCACCUCUCUCUUUUUUCAUGUUUUUGUUUAGUUUGAUGUUUUGUUUUGACUCCUGUUUUUUAGUUUUUCUUUUCAUUUCUACAAUUGUAAAGCGACUUUGGGUUCUUGAAAGCGCUGUAUGCAGUUGAAGUCGGAAGUUUACAUACACUGAGGUUGGAGUCAUUAAAACUCGUUUUUCAACCACUCCACAAAUUUCUUGUUAACAAACUAUAGUUUUGGGAAGUCGGUUAGUUGACCGUGCCUUUUAAACAGCUUGGAAAAUUCCAGAAAAUUAUGUCAUGGCUUUAGAAGCUUCUGAUAGGCUAAUUGACAUCAUUUGAGUCAAUUGGAGGUGUACCUGUGGAUGUAUUUCAAGGCCUACCUUCAAACUCAGUGCCUCUUUGCUUGACAUCAUGGGAAAAUCAAAAGAAAUCAGCCAAGACCUCAGAAAAAAGAUGGUAGACCUCCACAAGUCUGGUUCAUCCUUGGGAGCAAUUUCCCAACGCCUGAAUGUACCACGUUCAUCUGUACAAACAAUAGUAUGCAAGUAUAAACACCAUGGGACCACGCAGCCAUCAUACCGCACAGGAAGGAGAUGCGUUCUGUCUCCUAGAGAUGAACGUACUUUGGUGCGAAAAGUGACAACAGCAAAGGACCUUGUGAAGAUGCUGGAGGAAACAGGUACAAAAGUAUCUAUGUCCACAGUAAAACGAGUCCUAUAUCGACAUAACCUGAAAGGCCGCUCAGCAAGGAAGAAGCCACUGCUCCAAAACCGCCAUAAAAAAGACAGACUACGGUUUGCAACUGCACAAGGGGACAAAGAUCGUACUUUUUGGAGAAAUGUCCUCUGGUCUGAUGAAACAAAAAUAGAACUGUUUGGCCAUAAUGACCAUCGUUAUGUUUGGAGGAAAAAGGGGGAUGGCUUGCAAGCCGAAGAACACCAUCCCAACCGUGAAGCACGGGGGUGGCAGCAUCAUGCUGUGGGGGUGCUUUGCUGCAGGAGGGACUGGUGCACUUCACAAAAUAGAUGGCAUCAUGAGGAAGGAAAAUUAUGUGGAUAUAUUGAAGCAACAUCUCAAGACAUCAGUCAGCAAGUUAAAGCUUGGUCGCAAAUGAGUCUUCCAAAUUGACAAUGACCCCAAGCAUACUUACUUCCAAAGUUGUGGCAAAAUGGCUUAAGGACAACAAAGUCAAGGUAUUGGAGUGGCCAUCACAAAGCCCUGACCUCAAUCCUAUAGAACAUUUGUGGGCAGAACUGAAAAAGUGUGUGCGAGCAAGGAGGCCUACAAACCUGACCCUGUUACACCAGCUCUGUCAGGAGGAAUGGGCCAAAAUUCACCCAACUUAUUGUGGGAAGCUUGUGGAAGGCUACCCGAAACGUUUGACCCAAGUUAAACAAUUUAAAGGCAAUGCUACCAAAUACUAAUUGAGUGUAUGUAAACUUCUGACCCACUGGGAAUGUGAUGAAAUAAAUAAAAGCUGAAAUAAAUAAUUCUCUCUACUAUGAUUCUGACAGUUCACAUUCUUAAAAUAAAGUGGUGAUCCUAACUGACCUAAAACACGGAUUUAUUACUAGGAUUAAAUGUCAGGAAUUGUGAAAAACUGAGUUGAAAUGUAUUUGGCUAAGGUGUAUGUAAACGUCUGACUUCAACUGUAAGUCCCAUGUAUUAUUAUUAUUAACUCCAUAUUAAAUAUGAUGUGAAUUAGAGCGUCUCUUUCUGCCCUUACCAAUGAAGCCUAUUUGGCCUUUCUGAGUGCUCAGCAGCACACUGCAUCUGGAGGGGGAUCGAACAGAUGCAUGCAGGGAACAGAAUCAAUCACUGCUGACCACAGAUUAGUAUCUCAGGCAUGCACAGUGACAUUGACACACAGACAGGCCCCCGUGAAAGUCAUGGAUACUGAGCAGCAGCAGCUGAAUAGCCCAGAGUCCUUUCUUCCACAGCCACUCUGACUAGAGGUCCUGGCAUCAGCUGCUUUUUGACUGGAGUCCAAUAACUUUCUGGAGAAAUACAUCCGGGCCUUUAGUAUUAGCUACACUACAUUGCCAAAAGUAUGUGGACACCUGCUCGUCGAACAUCUCAUUCCAAAAUCAUGGGCAUUAAUAUGGAGUUGGUCCCCCUUUGCUGCUAUAACAGGCUCCACUCUUCUGGGAAGACUUUCCACUAGAUGUUGGAACAUUGCUGCGGGCACUUGCUUCCAUUACACCACAAGAACAUUAGUGAGGUCGGCCACUGAUGUUGAGCGAUUAGGCCUUGUCCGUCAGACUGCCAGAUCGUGAAGCGCGAUUCAUCACUCCAGAGAACCCGUUUCCACUGCUCCAGAGUCCAAUGGCGGCGAGCUUUAUACCACUCCAGCCAACGCUUGGCAUUGCGCAUGGUGAUCUUAGACUUGUGUGCGGCUGCUCUGCCAUGGAAACCCAUUUCAUGAAGCUCCCAACAAACAGUUAUUGUGCUGACAAACAGUUAUUGUGCUGACGUUGCUUCCAGAGGCAGUUUGGAACUCGGUGGGUGAGUGUUGCAACCGAGGACAGACGAUUUUCACACACUACGUGCUUCAGCACUCAGCGGUCCCAUUCUGUGAGCUUGUGUGGUCUACCACUUCGCGGCUGAGCCGUUGUUGCUUCUAGUCGUUUCCACUUCACAAUAACAGCACUUACAGUUGACCGGGGCAGCUCUAGAAGGGCAGACAUUUGUCUAACUGACUUGUUGGAAAGGUGGCAUCCUAUGACGGUGCCAUGUUGAAAGUCACUGAGCUCUUCAUAAUGGGCCAUUCUACUGCCUAUGUUUGUCCAUGGAGAUUGCAUGGCUGUGUGCUCAAUUUUAUAAACCUGUCAGCAAUGGGUGUGGCUGAAAUGGCCAAAUUCACUAAUUUGAAGGCGUGCCCACAUACUUUUGGCCAUGUAGUGUAUGUGCGGAUUGGUUCUUGUAGAACAAUCGGGUCGUUAAAGCUAAUUGACUGUUCAGUUAAAAUCUGAAAGAAAAUAUUGAUUGUUGAUUGAAUUGAUUAUAUAUAAACACAUAGAGCCACAACAUUAUUGUUGUAGGUAUCUGAAAAUAUUCAACUCAUGUGUGUGUGGUCAUUUCCAGGUGUUCUCUGAUGGGUUUUGACCUGAACCGUCACUGGCAGGAGCCGUCCCCCUGGGUCCACCCCACCCUCCACGCCGUCAAACAGCUCAUAGUCCAGCUCAGCCAAGACCCA